Molecule: messenger RNA, 690 nt
Organism: Cornus florida
Lineage: Eukaryota; Viridiplantae; Streptophyta; Magnoliopsida; Cornales; Cornaceae
Product: large ribosomal subunit protein bL35c
Exons: 3
Coding region: 103-558 (151 amino acids)
Biological process (GO): translation
Cellular component (GO): large ribosomal subunit; ribosome
Molecular function (GO): structural constituent of ribosome
Source: RefSeq, a predicted model, not a curated record
GGCCCCAAAAAUUCAUUGAUUUUCGUCCCUUUAUCCAUCCACAUCACUUGGAGGUGGAGCAUCAAUAGCUUCUUCUCCAUAGCCAUCGCAGAGAAGAAAAGCAUGACAACAACAACAAUGGCGUCCCCGACAACGAUGUUCUCUUUGGGUUCUAUACUUUCUCCGUCCUCUAUUCUUAGCUCUCGUCGCAUCGUUCGUCUCUCGGCAUUUACAAAGAAAACCUCAUUGAACCUCAGUUCGUCACAUAACAUAUCUGGGUUUGCACCAAUUCUUCCCAACAAGCUCUUCACUGUAACACCUCUUCCUCGAAACCCUCAGUCUUUCACUGUUUUCGCUGCCAAAGGCUACAAAAUGAAAACCCACAAGGCUUCCGCGAAGCGGUUUCGGGUAACGGGUAGUGGGAAGAUCAUGAGAAGGAGAGCUGGAAAACAGCAUUUGCUUGGAAAGAAGAAUACCAAGAGGAAAUUACGACUCUCCAAGAUGCUACAAGUUGACCGGAGUGACUAUGACAAUGUGAUUGGUGCAUUACCUUAUCUGAAGGUAAACCGGGCAAAGUAGAGGCGAUGUCUCCAUUAUGCAUGGAGGAUCUGAUUGUUUUGUUUCUUACUGCUUUCUCAGUUUCAUGUAAAGGACAGAAGCUCUUCAAUGUUCAAAUCUCCUAAUCAAGUUGUGUAUUUGAAUUUGCUGGCA